AUGACUUCCCCAAAACGCUCGAUUCUUAUCACUGGAUGCUCACGCGGGGGAGUAGGAAAUGCUCUCGCUCUUGAAUUUGCUGCCCACGGCAUGCGCGUCUUCGCAACUGCGCGAUCCACUGCAUCCCUGUCUACUUUGGAGGAUAAGGGAAUUGAGACAUUUGCACUCGAUGUGACGAAUGCGGCAAGCAUUGCAGCACUCAGGGACGAAAUUGUGAAGCGGACCGGCGGCAAAUUGGAUAUGCUGUUCAACAAUGCUGGUACAAUGUAUGAAGCGCCGGCAAUCGAAGCCGAUCCUACUCGCACACGUGCCAUGUUUGAUGCCAAUGUCUUCGGCCUGUUUGAUAUGGUUUCAACCUUUACUCCUCUUCUUCUAGCCUCCGCUUCGAAUACGCAAACACCACCUGUCAUUAUCAAUACCUCGUCAAUCCUGCCACACCUCCCGUUCGCCUUUUCGGCGGCGUAUAACGCCUCCAAAGCAGCUGUGGCUUCCUACAGCGACACUCUCAGGAUCGAGCUUGAUCCACUCGGUAUUAAAGUGGUUACAGUGUUCAUGGGCGAAGUUGCCACGAAUCUCAUGUCAGCUGACAAUAUCUCGUUUGGCUCCGGAAGCAUAUAUAUCGAUGCUGAAGAGAGAGCCAAAGAAAGAAGUCGAAACCAUUCCAAAAACAGUCUGAAACCAGAAGCUUUUGCCAAACAAAUUGUCGAGGAAGUAGUGGUGAAGCAUCCUAGAUACGGACAAGGUGAGUAUUUGUGGAAAGGCAGCAAUGCUGCGUUGAUUUGGUUCUUGAAUGCUGUAGGAUGGAGAAAGGUAUUCGACAGCACUGUGAAAAAGAUGGUCGGGCUUGACCAAGAGAAAAUCCCGACGUCUAUCUUUGACAAGGGCCAAGCAUCCGUGAAAUUAGAAUGGCAGUUUGACCUUAGCAAAGGAAGAAGUUUCGGUGUUUAA
This is a messenger RNA of Penicillium hordei, 948 nucleotides long. Its product is annotated as Glucose/ribitol dehydrogenase. Gene Ontology annotation, molecular function: acylglycerone-phosphate reductase (NADP+) activity; triacylglycerol lipase activity. The transcript is spliced from 3 exons. Bases 1 to 948 code for a protein of 315 amino acids. The record is from RefSeq and is a predicted model, not a curated record. Gene Ontology annotation, biological process: phosphatidic acid biosynthetic process; triglyceride catabolic process. Gene Ontology annotation, cellular component: lipid droplet; endoplasmic reticulum. NCBI's taxonomy places the organism in Eukaryota, Fungi, Ascomycota, Eurotiomycetes, Eurotiales, Aspergillaceae.